Molecule: messenger RNA, 1035 nt
Organism: Hansenula ciferrii
Lineage: Eukaryota; Fungi; Ascomycota; Saccharomycetes; Phaffomycetales; Wickerhamomycetaceae
Product: putative methyltransferase
Exons: 1
Coding region: 1-1035 (344 amino acids)
Biological process (GO): mitochondrial respiratory chain complex I assembly
Cellular component (GO): mitochondrion
Source: RefSeq, a predicted model, not a curated record
AUGAGUCAAUUGAUCAGGAAUACAUUGGUCAAAUUACCAGGACCAAUUGUUCCCCGGAGAUUCUAUGCUAGUAAACCAUAUGAAGUGUUCAAUAGAUCUGUCAAACUAACCCAAAGAGAUCAUAUGGCACAAUUAUCCAAAUCUGAAAAUGUCGAAUAUUUAAGAGAUCAAGCUGCUUUGAAAACAAUUGAGAGAUUGGCAUUCAUCAAGAGGAGAAUGCCCAAAGUACUAGAUCUUGGUUGUCAUUCCGGGAAUUUCGAAUUGGCAUUAUGUGAUAAAGCUGAAGAUGCAUCAUUAGAACAAGAUAGACAACUUGUACGAGAUAAAAUUGAUGAAAUUUUAAUGGUUGAUGGAAGUGACAAAAUGCUGCAUAGAUGGGAUGAUGAAGAUUAUAAUAGAGAAUUGAAAGUAAAUAAAAUUGUUGUUGAUGAGGAAAAAUUAAAUCAUCCACUUUUGAAGAAGAAUGAAUUUGAUGCUGUAAUAUCAAAUUUAUCAUUACAUUGGAUUAAUGAAUUACCACAAACUUUAGUGAAAAUUAAUAAUUUGUUAAAACCUGAUGGUCUUUUCCUUGCAAGUAUGAUUUGUGAAGAUUCUAUAUUUGAAUUAAGAACUUCAUUACAAUUAGCUGAAUUAGAACGUAAGAAUGGUAUAUCAAUGGGUCGUAUAUCACCAAUGAUUAAAGUUGAUGAUAUGACAAAUCUAUUAAAACAAGCAAAAUUUAAUAUGGUUACAAUUGAUGUGGAGGAAAUUAUUAUUAAUUAUCCAAAUAUUUUCACAAUAAUGGAGGAUUUACAAUUAAUGGGUGAAAAUAGUGCAAAUAAAAUUUCAAAUGAUAUUUUAAGUAAAGAAGUUUUAUUAAGUGCACAGGCAAUUUAUGAAAAAUUUCAUGGUGAAUAUGAUGAUGUAAGUGGUAAAACUUAUUUACCUUUAACUUUUAGAUUAAUGUUUAUGAUUGGUUGGAAAGAAAGUUCAAAUCAACCAAAACCUUUAGAAAGAGGUUCUGGUGACAUCAAUUUAAAAGAUAUUUUGCAAUAG